Molecule: messenger RNA, 1323 nt
Organism: Gossypium raimondii (Peruvian cotton)
Lineage: Eukaryota; Viridiplantae; Streptophyta; Magnoliopsida; Malvales; Malvaceae
Exons: 10
Coding region: 88-756 (222 amino acids)
Biological process (GO): positive regulation of ubiquitin-protein transferase activity; protein neddylation
Cellular component (GO): ubiquitin ligase complex
Molecular function (GO): cullin family protein binding; ubiquitin conjugating enzyme binding; ubiquitin-like protein binding
Source: RefSeq, a predicted model, not a curated record
AAUUGCCCAAUUGGCGGUAGGCAGACAGAUUAUUAAGUUUUAUUUUGUUCGUCCUUGUCGAGCGACGAAGCUUCGCUUGUAUUGCUUAUGAUGCGUCGCUCUGCAUCUAAGAAAGCCGGUCAGCCCAAUUCAACCAAUUCCAUUAACUUUUCUCCCUCCGAUCUCUUUCGCACCGCUUCAAGUAGGGCAUCUUCAAAAGAGAUGGAACGGAUUGACAACCUGUUUCAUUCUUAUGCCAAUACAUCUCUUGGUAUGAUUGACCCAGAAGGGAUUGAAACUUUAUGUUCUGAUAUGGAAGUUGAUCACACAGAUGUUAGGAUCUUGAUGCUUGCUUGGAAAAUGAAAGCAGAAAAACAAGGAUACUUCACCCUGGAGGAAUGGCGAAGAGGAAUGAAAGCACUGAGAGCUGACACUGUAAGUAAAUUAAGGAAGGCCCUGCCAGAGCUAGAAAAAGAGGUCAAGAGACCAUCAAACUUUGAGGAUUUCUAUUCCUAUUCAUUCUGCUAUUGCCUGACAGAGGAGAAACAAAAGAGUAUAGAUAUAGAGAGCAUAUGUCAAUUGCUGGAUCUUGUUUUAGGAUCCCAUUUCCGAGCGCAAGUUGACUAUUUUAUUGAGUAUUUGAAGAUUCAGAGUGAUUAUAAGGUCAUAAACAUGGAUCAAUGGAUGGGUUUUUUUCGGUUCUGCAAUGAGUGGUUAAAAUUUCCAGUUCUUGCAACAACACUUUCUCUGGCAGAAAAAAUUGAAGAAUACAAAUGAUAAGUUUCCCGGACUUCAGUAAUUAUAAUCCGGACCUUGCUUGGCCAUUGAUCCUGGAUAAUUUCGUAGAGUGGAUGCAGUCGAAGCAGACCUGAAAUUAUUUGGUUUGGUCAACUUCUCAGCUGUAACCUCCAUCUAUCUAUAUAAAGGCUGGUGCUUUAAAGUUUAAACUCCCCCUUUUCUUUGCUCCCUUUUUCUAGAGCCUUAUGUAGAUUUCCCGAUAGGGUAUAAAUUAGUCAACUUGAAAGAUUUUGCAAGCACACCAUUCUUUAAUCAAAACUGUUGUGAAUAAUUUGUUGUCAGGAAUGUUUGUAUUGCGGAUUUUUUUUUUUGAAAACAUGAAAGUCUUAUCCAAAACCGACCUUCCAAAAUUACCUCUUCUUGUUACAAAUGUAUUGGGGAGUCUCAAUAUAUUGAAUUGUAGCACCCAUCAGUAAUACUUCUAAACUGUGGUCUAACUAGAUUUAUUAUAGUAAAAUGUCUUCAUCUUCAAUGCAGUUGGAUUGUGAUGUUAUAUUAUGAACAAAACUAUAUUUAUCAGAUUAAGACAUCUUAGAUUUGUUCAAA